AUGGUUCUCCAACUCUAUAUUGACCCGGCCUCGGUCAACUGCCACAAGGUCGUUGCCGCCCUGGAUUACAUGGGCACGCCGUACGAGAUCAAGCACACAGACUACAUGAAGGGAGAGCACAAGACGGCAGAAUACGCAAAGAUCAACCCCAAUGCCACGCUGCCAUCAGCAACAGACGAUGGAGUCGCCAUCACCCAGUCCAACGCCAUCAUGCAGUACGCGGCAGAUAAGAAUGGUGGCAGCAGCGCCUAUCCCACGGAUCCCAAGCAGCGCGCCCUCGUCAACUGCUGGCUACACUGGGAAGCAUCCGGCUGGUUCAGGAGCAACUACGUCUACCUGGUAGAGAACAUCCUCAAGGGCAUCUCUUCCAUGGCGCCAGACCAGGAGACGCUCGCGGCAGAAGAGCCCAACUGGCUUAAACUAGCCAACGUGCUAAACGACCAGCUCGGCAAGACAAAGUACGUCGUUGGCGACGACAUCACCAUUGCUGACUUUGCCAUCAUGGCGCCAAUGCAUCUAUACCAAAUCCAAAAACUGCCGCUGGACAAAGUGCCCAACAUCCAGCGAUGGAUCGGCGACAUUGAAAAGAUUCCUGCCUGGCAGUCUAGUCAAGCCUACGUAAACAAGGUCUUUGGACUAGACAGCGACAGGUACGUUCGCGCCACUCUCAAUUACACCAAGUACAGCGACGACAGAUCAACUGAAGUGUACUUCUAUGAAGAUGAGCGAGCGGCAGACGCCCACCACCCAGGGGACGACGCCCAAGAGGUGUCCAUACACGAUGGGUGGGACAGGAAGGGGGAGUAUUCAGAGGACAAGCACGGGUUUUCAUUACACGAGUUCAAGAGCACGUACCCAAGGGACAAGUGGCAGGACGAGACGCUCGUCAAGGAGAAGUUCUACCCAGAGGUCGCCGAGUUUGUUAAAAAUACAGUUGGCGCCGCGCGCGUCCUUGUCUUCGACCACACGAUCCGCACAAAAGUGAACGAGGCGAAGAAACUGACCGACGAGUCUCAGACGUCGCAGCGUGCACCUGUAAGAUUAGUCCACUGCGACUACACGAGUGAAUCCGGGCCCCUUCGCGUGCGUCAACUGCUGGGCGAUGAGGCGGACGACCUUCUCUCCCGACGAGUGGCGUUUCUGAAUGUCUGGAAGCCGCUCGCCAAGGUGGAGGAGAUGCCGUUGGCAAUGUGUGACAUUACGUCUUCGCCCAAGGAGGACUUUUUCAAGUUGUUUUUGCGCUAUCGUGAUCGCACGGGGGAGAAUUAUGUGAUGCGCUACUCGCCCGAGCAUCGGUGGGUGUAUUUCCCGGAUAUGGAUGAGAAUCACUGCAUUAUACUCAAGACGUAUGAGUCGGAUGAGAGUCGGGCGAGGUUUGUGGGACAUUCUGCGUUUGAGGAUCCGACGUCGAAGCCGGAUGCGCCGUAUCGGGAGAGCGUGGAGAUUCGUACGAUAGCGUUUUUCUAG
Pochonia chlamydosporia 170 is the source of this 1467-nucleotide messenger RNA. Its product is annotated as glutathione s-transferase. The transcript has a single exon. The record is from RefSeq and is a predicted model, not a curated record. Gene Ontology annotation, molecular function: oxidoreductase activity. The coding region runs from base 1 to 1467 and encodes 488 amino acids. NCBI's taxonomy places the organism in Eukaryota, Fungi, Ascomycota, Sordariomycetes, Hypocreales, Clavicipitaceae.